AUGAGAAAAAAUCUCAAAUUCUUCAAUCCGACUCGCUUCAGACCUUACCUGAUCCGACGAAUGUGCUCGUCCGCCCACGACGGAAAACCCGCCGCCGCCGCCGCCGUUAACAACAGCAAUGGCAGCAGCGACGGCGAUGGGUCUAAGUUGACUAGUUACAACGAUCAGUACAAAGCUCUAAAGAACCUCGAUUUCAUGACGGCCGCGAAAAUUCUGUUCUCCGAACCUCCCAAGAAGAAGAAAUUUGGGUUGGAUUUUCACCUGGUGCAGCUGUUCUUUGUUUGCCUGCCAUCAUUGGCGGUGUAUCUUGUCGCGCAAUAUGCACGCCGUGAAAUGAGAAAAAUGGAUGCGGAACUGGAGAAAAAGAAGCAAGCUGAGUUCGAAAAACAGGCAAAAGAGAUGGAGCUCAAGGCCGCCGAGGAAAAAGCAGCGGCAGCUUCUAAUCCCGAGCUUCUUGCGGUAAAAGAGAGGCUCGAUAAGUUAGAAGUAGCCUUCAAUGAAAUUGUUGUCGAGUCUAAGAAGCAGUCAGACGUGAAGAAGAAAGAAAGAGAAAAUGGUGUCGAGCAAAAGAAAGCUCUCGAGGUCGAAAAGCUCGACUCUAGGAAUGAAAUAGCAAGCAAAGAACGAGUAAAUUCAGGUGAUGGAAAGACGAGCGGACUCGCAAGCCAGGAGGGAAAGAAAUGA
Striga hermonthica is the source of this 684-nucleotide messenger RNA. Lineage: Eukaryota; Viridiplantae; Streptophyta; Magnoliopsida; Lamiales; Orobanchaceae. The record is from the annotation of a GenBank genome assembly.